UAUGCUGCCAGUCCACCACGACAAACUCUACACGCCCCCUUCCUCCCCCGCCUCGCUCACUAGCUCGACAUGGAACAGCUCGUCUCCGCCCUCGUCCCCAACGCACAGCGAGGACGAGGGCGAACAUGAACACGGCGCGCCGCCGCAGACGCGUGUCAUCGACCCUUUGGCUGGAGCGUACAACGCGAACCGCGCGAAGCGGACGUCGACCGUGUUCACGCCGCCGUGUACCCCACAGAAGAAGGCGCGUUGGGCGUACAGGCUCGGACCCGAGCCGGAAAUGGACACGGAGAUGGAAGAGACAAAGUCGACGUCAGUGGUCUCAGCAGACGAUAUGGAAUUCGCUCUGUGGGAGGAAGCGGUGGAUGAUGUCUUUAGUUCCGGGCAGCGGAAGGUUGAUCUGAGAGGCUGUCAUCUCACGAAAAUACCACCUCGCUCCAUUCUGGACCUCGGAAAGAUGGUAGUUUUGCCUGAAACCGGAGAAUUCAUGGAUGACAGCCGCAUCGCUACAAAGCCGGUGCACGGUCUGGAGAAACGGAGAGCAUUUACUCGUGUGCAGACCGCUCCGGCGUCUACUUCACUUGGAUGGGGUUCAGGCGACGCUUUGCAGAAGAGCGUGUCAAGUAGCCACGUCUUGAGCGGGACGUCGAGAGAACACGUCGACCUGUACCUCGCGAAUAAUUCCAUAUCGACACUGCCGGUUGAACUAUGGAGCUUGCACAACCUUAGAGUCUUGUCACUCGGACACAAUGAAAUUUCGUACCUUCCGCCAGAGAUAGGCAAGCUGGAGAAUCUGACGGAUUUGAACGUAGCCCGGAACCAACUCGAGUUCUUGCCCGCAGAGCUGAUGGAGAUGAGGAGCUUAACGAAGUUGAUUGUGUUGCCCAACCCCUUCCUUCCUGAUCCCCAGACAAGUGGCCAGCCUCGAGUAUCAGAAACACGGCAUACGGGUUUAGCAGUCCCAGCACUCACAGAGCUUUCCCUACGCGUUCUACUGGCCCGUCCAAUCACAUCCUUUUUCGUCGACCGCACAAAGAUCCCUCAAACCCUGCUGGAGGAAAUGUAUCAUCUUCCCAUCCCCACAGGACCAUCCUACCGCCCAAUAUCGGCACCUCUCCGGCGCACACUGUCGAACUGUGUUCGAGGUUCGAUCGCGACCGACGAUGAGGUUGUCGCGUCAGAGAAGAGCGUGGAUGGCGAAGCUGCAGCCUCACAUCCGAGUGGAAUUGGAUUAUGCCCAAAGGCGGAACACAAGAGGACGCAUAGCAUCUUCAUCCAGCACGCGGAGGAACGGUUCACUUGGGUCGAGAUGAUCUCGGGCAUCCAGAUUGGAGGGGUUGCACCGUUGCGUUGGCGUGGCUGUCAGCGUGGCUGCUUGGAUUUCCUUAGCCCGGCAGAGGAAGAAGCAGCCGGGAACGAGGAUGUGCACAUGGAGGACUCGGAAGUGGUGCAGACGGUGGAGUUGGGCAGCAGUGAAUUGGACUUUGAAGAUUA
Messenger RNA from Cyclocybe aegerita, 1494 nucleotides. NCBI's taxonomy places the organism in Eukaryota, Fungi, Basidiomycota, Agaricomycetes, Agaricales, Hemipholiotaceae. The record is from the annotation of a GenBank genome assembly.